AUCAUCACAAUAUGAUCACUUCUUCUCUAGCUCAUUGAUAUUCUAGCUAAAAGCCUAAAACACACAAAAACAAGAUAUACAUACAUAUGUAUAUAUGUGUGUAUAUAUAUAUAGAUAUAUUACGAAAUAGUGGGAAUUAAGCAAUAUUAUCAAGAUGGGAGUGAAUAUAACAUCAAUCAAAACUUCAUCAAAUGGGGCAUGGCAAGGUGACAACCCUCUAGAUUAUGCCUUCCCUCUCUUGAUUGUCCAAACCACUCUUAUUAUCAUCCUCAGCCGCUUCCUUGCCUUCCUUCUCAAGCCUCUCCGCCAACCCAAAGUCAUCGCCGAGAUUGUUGGUGGAAUUUUGCUGGGACCCUCGGCGUUAGGGAGGAACCACGAAUACUUGAACAGGAUAUUCCCAAGCUGGAGCACUCCCAUACUGGAGUCCGUAGCCAGCAUAGGACUCCUCUUCUUCCUCUUUCUUGUCGGGUUAGAGCUCGACGUUAGCUCCAUCCGCCGCAGCGGAAGGCGGGCCUUUUUCAUCGCCUUGGCGGGUAUUUCCCUCCCUUUUGUCUCCGGCAUCGGCGUCGCCUUUGUCCUCCGCAAGACCGUCGAUGGAGCCGACCAGGUUGGCUACGGCCAGUUCCUUGUCUUCAUGGGUUGCGCCCUCUCCAUCACAGCCUUCCCUGUCUUGGCCCGCAUUCUCGCCGAGCUCAAGCUCCUCACCACCCGUGUGGGCGAGAUCGCCAUGGCCGCCGCCGCCUUCAACGACGUCGCCGCGUGGAUACUCCUCGCCCUCGCCGUCGCCCUAGCUGGCAACGGCGACGGCACCGGAGAAAAAAGCCCCAUAAUAUGCAUCUGGGUGCUUCUCUCCGGAACCGCAUUUGUUGUGUUCAUGCUCAUGGUGAUAUCGCCGGCGAUGAAAUGCGUGGGACGUCGGUGCUCAUCGGAGAACGGCGUCGUGGACGAGGCGUAUAUCUGCCUAACCUUAGCCGGAACAUUGGUGUCGGGGUUCAUGACGGACCUUAUCGGAAUCCACUCGAUAUUCGGAGCGUUUGUUUUCGGGCUUACGAUCCCGAAAGGAGGGGAUUUUGCGGACAGGCUGACGGAGAGGAUUGAGGACUUUGUGUCGGGGCUGCUGCUGCCGCUCUACUUUGCGUCGAGUGGGCUGAAGACGGACGUGACGAAGAUAAAAGGAGGGAAGGCGUGGGGGCUGCUGGUGAUGGUGAUAUCGACGGCGUGUGCGGGGAAGAUCGUCGGAACAUUCGCGGUGGCGAUAAUGUUGAUGUUCCCGGCAAGGGAGUCGCUGACGCUAGGCGUGCUCAUGAACACCAAAGGACUUGUGGAGCUCAUUGUUCUCAACAUUGGCAAGGAGAAAAAGGUGCUAAACGAUGAGAUAUUUGCCAUAAUGGUGCUAAUGGCACUUUUCACCACCUUCAUCACCACCCCAACGGUGAUGGCCAUCUACAAGCCAGCCCGCCGCAUGUCCGCCCCCACACACCGCAAGCUCCGCGACCUCUCCGCCUCCGCUGGCUUCUCCGACGACUCCCGUGACGAGCUCCGAAUACUCGCAUGCGCCCACGGUCCAGGCAACGCUCCGGCAUUGAUCAGCCUGGUGGAGUCCAUUCGCAGCACUAAGAAAUCCUCAACCCUAAAAUUGUUCAUCAUGCACUUGGUGGAGCUCACCGAGAGAUCCUCCUCCAUCAUCAUGGUCCAGCGUGUCCGCAAGAAUGGCCUACCUUUCUUCAACCGCUUCCGCCGUGGUCAAUGGUACGACCGCGUCGCCGGGGCCUUCCAGGCUUAUCGACAAUUGGGUCGGGUCUCGGUGCGGCCCACCACCGCCAUCUCGCCGCUCUCCACCAUGCACGAUGACAUCUGCCAUGUGGCCGAGGAGAAGCGUGUUGCCAUGAUCAUCCUGCCCUUCCACAAACAAUGGACCGUCAGCGGUGUCGACGACGAGGAGGUGGUGGAUAAUGUUGGCCAUGGAUGGAGAGAGGUGAACCAAAGGGUGCUCAAGCACGGGCCAUGCUCGGUGGCGGUGCUCGUCGACCGAGGUUUCGGUAGUGGCGGGGCUUAUAAAACGCCGGAGCCAAAUACUAACCUCAUCACACAAAAGGUAUGUAUUGUAUUCUUUGGGGGGCCGGACGACCGAGAGGCGUUGGAGUUGGGUGGAAGGAUGGCGGAACACCCGGCGGUUAAGGUGACGGUUGUGAGGUUUGUUGAGAAUAAGGAAGGAGUGGAGAAGGCGGGGCUUAUGUUGCAACCAUCACCCACCAAGAGCAUAGAGGUUAGAUAUAGCUUCUCCACGGCCAAAAGGAACCCAGAGAAAGAAAAGGAACUAGAUGAGACAGCAGUGGCAGAAUUCAAAAGUAGAUGGGAUGGGAUGGCAGAGUACACAGAAAAAGUGGCCAACGACAUUGUAGAGGGAGUCUUGGCAAUAGGUUGCAGGGGGGAAUAUGACCUCAUAGUGGUAGGAAAGGGUCGGUUCCCGUCGAAAAUGGUGGCGGAAUUGGCUGAACGACAAGCAGAGCACCCUGAAUUGGGGCCAAUCGGAGACAUAUUGGCAUCGCCGGGACGCGGUGUGGUUUCAUCGGUGCUAGUGAUUCAACAACACGAUGUGGUGCAUGCCGAGGAGGUGCCGGUGUCAGAGGUGGUGCACAACCAGUAUGAGAAGUUCGCGGGACCAGGUGAUCUUGAAUCCAGUAGUACCAGUACUAGUACUGUCACAGAGAUUUCAAAACAUGUUGUGUAGAUCACCAACUUAUAAUUGGCUAAUUAAGCUCGUAGAUCAUAACUUCUGAUGCAUAAGAAACUGUACAUGUAGAUAUAUUUGGUGCCAGUUUUAAGAGAAUAUGGUCUAAAAUUCAAAAACCAAGGGAUAUUGGGUUUUUUUUUUCUUUUUUUUUAAUUUAAUAUCUCAUCAUUUGUGGUAGGUUGAUUAUUUUGGAAAAAUUGUGGAAGCAUUGU
Morus notabilis is the source of this 2946-nucleotide messenger RNA. RefSeq names its product cation/H(+) antiporter 20. The coding region runs from base 155 to 2731 and encodes 858 amino acids. Gene Ontology annotation, molecular function: antiporter activity. Gene Ontology annotation, biological process: proton transmembrane transport; regulation of pH. The record is from RefSeq and is a predicted model, not a curated record. Gene Ontology annotation, cellular component: endomembrane system; membrane. The transcript has 5 exons. NCBI's taxonomy places the organism in Eukaryota, Viridiplantae, Streptophyta, Magnoliopsida, Rosales, Moraceae.